ACAAAACCACCAGCUGCAAGAAGACCAUUGAGAAAAGAAGUUGUUUCUCAGCACACCCACUCAUCGCGUCCUCUCACUUCUGGUUAUCAAACAAGCUCAGUGCCGUAAUGGUCCACAAGAAGGAAGUACAAAAAUGAAGAAAAAAAAAAGAACAGCGAUGGGGAUGAGGAGGUUGAGCGUCUGUUGAAUUGAAGACAGCGGCAAGGAGACUCUCAGGGAGGAUGGAUGACAGAAACAGAGCGAUGAUUGUGUUUUUUCUGCUCUGUGUGUUUGCAGGUGUGCCAGCAGAGGGCCAACCUCUGCUGGAUGUGUGUGCAAGCUGCCACGUUAAUGCCACGUGUGACGACAAGUUAGAUGGCUCGGGCAAAGUUUGUAACUGCAAGUACGGCUUUGUCGGAAAUGGAAGAGCCUUCUGUCAAGACAAAGAUGAGUGUCAGAUAGGAGCCAGUAAGAUCUGCGGGCAGCACACCACUUGCCACAACACAUUUGGCAGCUACCACUGUACCUGCUCGCCUGGCUACAGCCCCUCUAACAGCAUGGACAUCUUCAUCCCAAACGAUGGAACCCACUGCCAGGACAUUGACGAGUGCAGGAUCACAGGGCUGUGUGGAGACGGAGGUCAGUGCAGGAACCUUGAGGGCAGUUUUGACUGCAGCUGCCAGGUGGGAUACAGAGUCCAUGAUGGAGCUGAGCCUUUUCACCCAAUGAGGGACAAAGCUUCCUGCAAAGUGGUGGACUGUGGCCUGCCAGCCUCAGUGGAGGACACGGUGCUGCUGUCAGUCACAGGAACCACAUACAGCAAUGUGGCCAUGUUUGCCUGUGAUGACGGCUUUGUGUGGAGGAUGGGAGACAACAGCUCUGUAUGUGGAGCUGAUGGACUGUGGAGAGGACCUACUAUGGUCUGUGAAGAGGUUGACUGUGGCGCCCCCCCUGCCCUCCCUCACUCUCACAUGCUGUGGAAUGAGAGAUCAAGCAUGGGUGCUGAGGUGGUUUAUCAGUGUAACUCUGGAUAUCAUAAUGUUGGAAAGGGAAAUGUCUCCAUCUGUACUGCAGCUGGACUGUGGGAGAGACCAUCUGUGCUUUGCCAAGAGAUCUUGUGUGGAAGUCCUCCUUUAAUAGAAUCCACUGAGCAGAUGUGGGAUAGUAACUCCACUCCUGGCAGCACUGUGCUCUAUUUCUGUAAGGAGGGUUUUAAUAACAACGGAGGGCAUAAUGAGUCCAUCUGCAAUGACAACGGUCAGUGGACACCACCAACGCUGUCCUGUCAAGAGAUAUUAUGUGGAGACCCUCCUAUUCUGCCCCACACUGGGCAAGUGUGGAAUGGCAGCUCCACCCCUGGAAGCACAAUGACUUACUACUGUAAAACAGGAUUUUAUCACAAUGAGGGAAACAGUGUGUCACUGUGCACAGUUAAUGGUUACUGGUCAAAGGCAGACAUCUCAUGCAAAGAAGUCAACUGUGGUGAGCCUCUCCCCAUCCCUCAUUCAGUGAUGCUGUGGGAUAAACUCUCCACUGUGGGCUCUCAGGUUGUUUAUCAGUGUAACCCUGGAUAUGUCAAUGUCGGUGGGGGGAAUGUUUCAGUUUGUACUGCCAUUGGAGAAUGGCACGAAGCUUCUCUCCUCUGUCAAGAAAUCAAUUGCGGGGAGCCUGUUUUUAAAGCCCAUGCUAAAAUGAUAUGGGAUGGCACGUCACACAUUGCUAGUGUGGUGCAUUACCAAUGUGAGGAAGGAUAUCGCACCAGCAGCCUGAGAAACUACUCAGUAUGUGGAGAGAAUGGACUGUGGGAGGAUAUUGAUCUAUUGUGUGAAGAAAUAAGCUGUGGUCCCCCACUAACCCACCCACACACUAACGUCCUGUGGGACCACACCAGCACCCCUGGCAGUGUUGUGAUAUAUGAAUGUAUGGAUGGAUUUUACCAGGAGAGUGGAAAUAAUAUUUCAUCAUGUUCACUAUCAGGAGAGUGGGGGAAAGUAUCUGUGAAGUGCAAAGCUAAAUGUGGCCCGGUUCCCUUCCUGGCCAACUCAGAGGUGGUGUGGCAUAACAGAAGUGUAGUGAUCCACCGCUGUGUGGUGGGACAUCACAGCUGGAGGGGCAGCAACGUGUCUGUGUGUAGCAGCUCUGGAGUCUGGCAGGAAGCUACUCUGACAUGCAUAGAAAUUCAGCCUCCAAUCAAUCACCUAUCUAUCUUUAAUGAAAACUGUCUGCGUUGGAAAGCAGAGAAAUAUGAGGAGGAUACAGAAGUUUACAAGGUGACUUAUACUGGCUCCAGAGACUAUCAGGGAUCCUGUACUGACAAAAGGAAGCAGUUUCUGAGCUCCAAGGCUGAGCAACUGGAACUCUGCCUCAACCUGCUGCCGGUCACAAACUACAGCAUCUCCAUCACUGCAACGUCAGCCAGAUUCACAGCCAGCAUCACCACCAACACCAGUUUACCAGUACCUGUAGCACCAGUCAUCUACUACAGAGAAUUUGAGACUCCUUUACCAACUCUGAGGCUGCGUAGAUCACCCAACACACUGGAUCCAAUAAGUUUGUACCAGGUGUUUGUGCUUCCUGUCGAGGGCAUCAUGAUGUUUGACUGCUCCUCUCCUGCGAGCUUAGACAGCUCAAAUAACACAAAGCCACCAGCAGAGUACAUCACUGCCCAGUUCAACAUCCAGCGCGUUGGGACCGACAUGAAUUUUACUGUAGGAGAUGGGUUCCUCUAUGGAGGCUUCGAUAACACACCGCUGGAGAGUGGCACCAACUACUACAUCAUCCUACGAGCUGUCAGCCAGUGGAAGACUGCCUUAAAAAGUUGCUGUGUCCUGUGGGCUAAAGUAAGAGGUACAUCGUAUGUUCUGAGAGUUUCAUCGCUCGCUGCUGCUGCAUUGAUAGGACUGCUGGCAUUGGUUCUUCUGGGGACAUACAGUUUCACCUGGUGUGUGAAAAGGACAAAACACUCCUGAAUAGUGAUGUUCUGUAAUUACAGUCCUGACUUCCUGGCUGUACAUUUUGUAAAUAACUAUAUAAAAUUUGUUAAAUGUAAUAAUUAUAAUAAAAUGCUUUCAGUAAUUGU
Molecule: messenger RNA, 3058 nt
Organism: Stegastes partitus (bicolor damselfish)
Lineage: Eukaryota; Metazoa; Chordata; Actinopteri; Pomacentridae
Gene: susd1
Product: sushi domain containing 1
Exons: 19
Coding region: 222-2948 (908 amino acids)
Molecular function (GO): calcium ion binding
Source: RefSeq, a predicted model, not a curated record